Molecule: messenger RNA, 330 nt
Organism: Fonsecaea multimorphosa CBS 102226
Lineage: Eukaryota; Fungi; Ascomycota; Eurotiomycetes; Chaetothyriales; Herpotrichiellaceae
Exons: 1
Coding region: 1-330 (109 amino acids)
Source: RefSeq, a predicted model, not a curated record
AUGUCGGACGAUGCAGGAUUCUUCAAGAAGACGUCCGAGGCCGUCGCCAACGCGGGCGCCUCUGUUGCCGGCGCCGUGUCCGGGUCUUUGUCACUAGGCGCCAAUGCAAGCCACAAGAAGACAACCACGACCAAAACAAAGACGUCGCUCCCAGCAGCACAAGACCAACAGUACUACAUCGCGAAUGGAGGAGCAGCGGGACAGCCUCCCCAGGGACGCAUCACGGACGGUGGACUGGGCGAGCAGAAGAGGAUCACGUCCAAGGAGACUGAUGCUUUGUACAAGGAGCGCAUGGAGGACGAGUAUGCGAAGAGGGAGGGCGGUGCUUGA